Messenger RNA from Scheffersomyces stipitis CBS 6054, 2853 nucleotides. Its product is annotated as putative E3 ubiquitin-protein ligase. Gene Ontology annotation, biological process: protein polyubiquitination. Bases 1 to 2853 code for a protein of 950 amino acids. The record is from RefSeq and is a predicted model, not a curated record. Lineage: Eukaryota; Fungi; Ascomycota; Pichiomycetes; Serinales; Debaryomycetaceae. Gene Ontology annotation, molecular function: ubiquitin protein ligase activity. The transcript has a single exon.
AUGCUACGAAGAAAAAGUAGCGUCGUUGCUCAGAACCAGAACCUGCCUCGAAAUCAAAAUCAUAAUCAAAGUCAUAACCAGAUUAACAAUGCUGAGCAAAACACCAAUAGUAGCAACAGUAGCCAGAUUUCUUCUACAAUUGCCUCUGAGCCAAGAUCAACUCCCUGGAGAAUCAAGGAUUUCCUCAAGCUCCCUUCAGCUCCUAAGGGUCUGAACUCAAAUACUGUCAGCACUUCUCCUACUAAGUCAAAUGUAGAGCAGUUGGUUGCUCCGACUACUUCAACUUCAAUCUCAAAUACAAGUGCUAAUUCAAAUUCUGCGGCCACCUCAGAUUCCAUUCCUACUUCUGUAAGCGGAUGUUAUUGCUGUGGAACUCUUCUCACAUACCCUACAAAAGCUUCUAAGUUCAGAUGUUCAGUCUGUAACACUACCAACAUUCUCGCUGUAGCUCCCGAAAAUUCUGCAGAAGGCAGCAAUGAAGCUGUUCACAUAAUUUCGUACGAUUACGUAAAAAAGCAAGUAGAGAAAUGCUUGAAAUACUUGAACCAGUCCCUGGAUAAGUCAAUUCACGAAGUGUUCGAACCAUUGUCUGAUUACCUAUACGAUGCAUUCAAAAACUAUCAUAUUUUAUCGAAGUCGUUCAAAACUCGUAGAUCUAGCCAAAAUCAGCAUUACCACACUUCCAAGAUCAACUAUGAAGAGAUCCACAAUACCUUCUUACUCUUACUGAAAUUGCCUACUAAAAGACCUUUGUACAAUGCCCUUAGAGGAGCUUCUCACUUGCUAAAGAGAGUCUAUGUAUUUCCAAAAGGCAACGAUGCCAGUUCCUAUGUCUGGGUAUUGAUUUUGAUGGAAAUUCCCUUCCUUUCAAGAUCGCUUCUAUCUCCUGGAGACGAUUCUAAAGCUAAGUCCAUGAUAGAUGUGCCUGAAAUUAAAGGAUUAUGCUAUGAUAUCUUGAAGCGUUGUAUAGGGAUUUUGGCUUGCAUAGAAUCCGUAGGUGCCAUCAACUAUAUAACCAGUUGGUACGCCAAUCUUCCCACUGCUGAAUUCGCCAAAAAGGUUGAUCUUCUCAAUCUCUAUAUCACCUUCCAUUUAAAGAAAUACUUCUAUAUUGCAAACAAUCCGCACUUGCUUAGAAGAACGUCUUCCACUGCUGCCUAUAAUGCCAGCACUAGCGGGUCUCGGACUGAAGAUAGCCAUCCCACGGAUCGUGAGUACUCUGAAAAUGUUCAUAUUAAAGAAGAAAUCGAUGCCAUGAACCAGGAAACCCCAAAUUUCACAAAUCAAUUGGCAUUACCCACUUCGUAUUUGGGCUCAUUUCCAGCUCGUAGAAAUUCUAAAAAGAAUCAGCUGCAAGAAGCAAAGAUCAAGAUAUACCAGUAUGGAAAUGAUUGGCAUAUUAAGACGGCUGCAAUCCUGUUGUCUUUCUAUCUAUGUGCAAAUACUUACAGAGUAGAAAAGGUUUCUAUAGCUUCGUUCUACAACUCUUUGGUAGACUUUGUCAAUAUCAAAUUGGACUUUGAUUCAUGGCAGACCAAUAAGAAAUCGAAAUUCAACUCCUCUUCAGGUGAGAAUGACUUGCAACAGGUUAUAGAUUAUAUUAAUGGAAGUACACGUGGCAGUACACUUCAUGAAAAUGCUUCAUACUACUUUUGUCAAUACCCAUUUUUGAUUACUUUGGGAGGUAAAAUCUCAAUUUUGGAGUACGAAGCUCGAAGGCAGAUGGAACGGAAAGCAGAAGAAGCCUUUAUCAACUCCUUGGACAAACGUGUUGCCCUUGAUAUUUACUUCAAGGUUAAAGUCAGAAGAGAAAACAUCGUGCAAGAUUCGAUUUCCGCUAUCAAGAACAACAGCAAUAACCUCAAGAAAAGUUUGCGAGUUCAGUUCGUAAAUGAACCUGGUGUGGAUGUAGGUGGGUUGAAAAAGGAAUGGUUCUUACUUUUGACCAGAGCAUUGUUCAAUCCACAGGCAGGGAUGGUUUACAAUAUUGAAGACUCCAACUACUUGUGGUUCAAUCUAGUGCCCAUAGAAAACUUUGAAAUGUACUAUUUGCUAGGUGCUGUAUUGGGUUUAGCCAUUUAUAAUUCCACUAUUUUAGAUCUUCACUUCCCAAUGGCACUCUACAAGAUUCUUCUCGAUAAGCCUGUUGGCUUGGAUGAUUACAAGCAGUUGUUUCCUGUGUCGUAUGGUAAUUUGAUGAAGCUCAAGAAAUACUCAACAGAAGAGCUAUUGGCAUUGGAUCUCACUUUUGAAGUUUCGUAUCAGGAUUUAUUUGGAAAGACGUAUUCGGCUGAAUUGAUCAAGGAUGGUAGGAAAAUAUUUGUCACUGCUGAGACUCGUAAAUCAUAUAUUGAGAAAUACACUCAGUUCUUUUUGCAAGAAGGAAUCAAGAAACAAAUAACAGCUUUUUCCAGUGGAUUCAAGAAUGUUAUUGGUGGCAAUGGACUUUCUCUUUUCCUCCCAGAAGAGAUUCAGUUGUUGCUAUGUGGAAGUGAAGAAGGUGGUAUAGAUGUUGACGUCUUGAAAUCAGUGACAAAAUACGUUGGUUGGAAAACGCCGGAUGAUGGUGCUGAUUCAACUGUAGUUCAAUGGUUCUGGGAGUACAUGUGCGAAAUUAACACCCAGGAACGGAAACGUCUACUCAUGUUUGUUACCGGCUCCGAUAGAGUUCCUGCAACAGGGAUUCAAAACCUAAGCUUCAAAAUCAGUAGCCAGGGUAAGGAUAGCAACAGACUUCCUGUUGCACAUACGUGUUUCAACGAGUUAGGCUUAUAUAAUUAUAGUUCUAAGGAAAAGUUGGUCGACAAACUUGUUACAGCGGUCAAUGAGAGCGCAGGGUUUGGGUUAAAAUAG